AUGGCAGCUAAGGGCAUCAACCACCUCCGUAUCAUGGCUGCCUCAGAAGGCGCUCCAACACCACAACCCUUCAGAAUGAAUCCGCCACUCAUGCAAGCACCCGGCCAGUACAAUGAAGACGUCUUCACAGGCCUCGACAUUUGCCUUGCCGAGAUGUCGAAACGCGGCAUGCGUGCGACCAUGACCUUGAACAACGAAUGGCAAUGGAGCGGCGGCUUCGCCCAAUACGUAUCCUGGGCCAACAACAACACCGCGAUCCCCUAUCCAGAGUCCUGGAACUUGACUGCACCACCCCAGCGCUCAGCUCCCGGCACGGGAUGGGGAAACUAUACCGAAGAAGGUGUGAACGCUGCUCCAUACAGCAACUUCACCCGCUUUGCCAACCUAAUCUACAACAACACGCAAGCAGAGACAUGGUACAAAGAUCACAUCAAAACCGUCAUGAACCGACGCAACACCAUCACAGGACGCCUCUACACCGAAGACCCUACCAUCAUGACCUGGCAACUCGCCAACGAACCCCAACCGAGCGACGAACUAGGCUACACAGGCCCCUACAACAUCUUCCUCGAGCCGAAUCCCAACGACCUGCUCUUCCCCUGGGUCGACCGUAUCUCCAGCUACAUCCGCAGCCUCGCGCCCAAACAGCUCAUCAGCGUAGGAUUGGAAGCCAAGCAAGGAGAAUACUACUUCAAGCGCGUGAACAACUUCUCCACCGUCGACUACGCCACGACGCACUGUUGGGUACAGAACUGGGGCGUAUACGACAUGUACAACGCCACCGACGCAAAUCUAGUCGCUGCCCAGGAUUUCGCGCGGGAUUUCAUGAAGAAUAGCUCGAGGUGGGCAAUGGAUAUUGGAAAACCGGUUUUCCUCGAGGAGUUUGGCAUGGCGAGGGAUAAUUGGGAGAAUGAAGAUGAGGAAUAUCCGUAUUUGAGUGGCGCGAGUACGACGCACAAGGACGCGUAUUUUACGACGAUUAUCGGCGCCGUUAUGGAUGAGUUCCGUAACGGUGGGGCGUACAUUGGUACCUCACCUUGGGCUUACGGCGGUAUAUGGCGGCCUGAGACGCAGGUUGUGAAUGAGUUUGGUAUGGUAUGGGCUGGGGACCCGCCGCAUGAGAGUCCGGGCUGGUACGAUCUUUAUGAUGAUGAUCAUGCUAUGGAGAUUGUACAUGCGCAGCAGAAGAUGAUUAAGAUGUGGAUUGAGAAGCAGGGGAAAAACCAAACGGGUCACUAG
This is a messenger RNA of Alternaria atra, 1239 nucleotides long. RefSeq lists its product as uncharacterized. Gene Ontology annotation, molecular function: hydrolase activity, hydrolyzing O-glycosyl compounds. The record is from RefSeq and is a predicted model, not a curated record. The coding region runs from base 1 to 1239 and encodes 412 amino acids. The transcript has a single exon. Lineage: Eukaryota; Fungi; Ascomycota; Dothideomycetes; Pleosporales; Pleosporaceae.